CACACAGCAACAGUUUCUGUUUUUACCGAGGACUCUGUUACCGCAUGCGAGCGGUUGGGAAUACGCCGCGAAUUCUGCAAGGGCCAACACGCACUGAACGGAGCUAUGGCGCCCUGGUCUUUGCCCCUUUCGUCUCUUCUGAAACACACGGACUGUCUGCUGAGAGCGAAUAUUUUCUUUAAUGUCCUGCAUGGUUUACACCACCACACCUUCAGGUCUCGCUUAUGGAAACGGGAUUUCAGAGCGGUGUCUCGGGGAGUCGGUCAACUGCUGUCACACCAGCCCAGAGGCAAAAAAUGCGCCGCAUCUGUUUGUACCAGCUCCGUAGACGGUCAGGACACGACAGAGAGGCUGUGGUCUGUUUACAGUGAGACCAAAGACAGACUGAAGGAUCUGAUCUCUGUUAUAUCUGCUAACUCAGUCGACCCAGACACUAUUUUUGCCAACAAUGAGAUGAGCCUUCGAGACAUAGAGAUCUACGGGUUCGACUAUGACUACACCCUGGCAUUCUACUCUAGCCAUCUCCACACCCUCAUCUUUAACAUAGCACGGGACAUUCUCGUGACUAAACACCGGUACCCAGAGGGUCUGCGGAAGUAUGAGUACAUUCCAGAUUUUGCUGUAAGGGGACUUCACUAUGACGUCCAGAAGGCAUUACUGAUGAAGAUAGAUGCUUUUCACUAUAUCCAGUUGGGAACUGUAUACAGAGGUCUUCAUCCAGUUCCUGAUGAAGAAGUAAUCGCCAUGUAUGAAGGUUGUCAUGUACCUCUAGAGAUCAUGAGUGACUUCUAUGGCAAGAGUACACAUGGCCAUACAAUGAAGCAGUUCAUGGACAUAUUCUCCCUGCCUGAGAUGACUCUUCUAUCGUGUGUCAAUGACUUCUUCAUGAGGCAUAAUAUCGACUAUGAGCCAGUCCAUCUCUACAAAGACGUAAAGGAAGCAAUUAGAGAUGUUCAUGUCAAGGGCAUAAUGUACCGAGCUGUGGAGGCGGAUAUUGGGAAGUACAUUUGCUAUGGUGAGCAAAGCCACGCUGUGCUGAAGAAGCUGUCAGCGCAUGGAAAAAAGAUGUUCCUCAUUACCAAUAGCCCUUUUGACUUUGUGGACCGAGGAAUGAACUACAUUGUAGGAAAGGACUGGAGGGACCUGUUUGAUGUUGUCAUUGUUCAGGCUGAUAAACCCAGUUUCUUCAAUGACAGGAGGAAACCUUUCAGGCGAGUGACAGACAAAGGUGCGCUGCUGUGGGACAGAAUCCACAGGCUGGAGAAAGGGCAGAUCUAUAAACAGGGAAACCUUUAUGAAUUCCUCAGGCUCACUGGCUGGAGAGGGUCCAAAGUACUCUACUUUGGCGAUCACAUCUACAGUGAUUUGGCAGAUCUGACACUGAAACAUGGCUGGAGGACGGGUGCCAUCAUUCCUGAGCUGAGGAAGGAGAUUAAGAUCAUGAACACAGCGGAGUACGUCCACACCAUGACCUGGUUACAGGCACUGACUGGACUUAUUGAACAGAUGCAGGUACAUAGGGAUCCAACAUCUCGAGCUGUGGUCGAGGAGUGGAUCAGAGAAAGAGAAGCCAUGAAGCCUCAGACCAAGGACAUCUUCAACGCUCAGUUUGGGAGUCUCUUUCGAACAUACCACAACCCCACUUACUUCUCACGCCGACUCUCACGCUUCGCUGACAUCUACAUGGCCUCCAUCAGCUGCCUGCUCAACUACGACUUCCAGCACACCUUUUUCCCUCGCCGUACUCCUCUGCAGCACGAAGCCCCCUUCUGGCCUGAACACAGUUCUGCUGGCUUAAGCGUCUCUUCUCCAGCGCCACAGGACCAAAACAGAGUGAUUAGCGACAGAAACACAGAGUAAAAAAAAACAAAAAAACAUGGAGACUGAAUCACCUCCAUCAUUCAUUUAUUUAACUUUAUUUUUGUUUUUUUAAGCUUUGGGUUACUGUAUUUUAGAGGCAUGCCACAUUUCAAAAUGAGCUCCUGGUAACAGUUAAUGUAAACUGUUUAUGAUAUUUAUGCUUUAAACUAUGAAUUUAUGACAUUGUAAAACAUGAAGUCUUAAGAAGUUGAUUUUUGUGUUUGAUAAAAUUGUUUGAUUAUACAAAUAAUCAAACAGUGACUGCCCCGUUUUUUUUUUAUGCAAUAUAAACAACAGGGGGCAGUCACGCAUCAUGUUUUUCUUAUUUCUGAGCUAUGAAUUGUAAACAAAUCAUCUUUGCCUUUUUCGUCCUUUGCAUUUGUUGGUGUAAUGGCUAUUUACAGUUACAUUACAGACUGUGUUGCCUUAAUCCCUUGUUCACGUUACUGCAGUAUUUUUCUUUUUUGCAACAGCCUGAUAUAAGUUAUUGCAAUUAGCUUUUUAAAAAAUUUGCCAGCCACACUCUCCGUUAAUGUCAUUAUUUGCUGCACAUUGUGAUGCAAACUGCACUUUGAUGUUCUGAGACCUUUAAUAGUUUUAGCAGUUUUCACCAAGCACAGCAUGUAUGUCUCAUUUUAGCAGAUGAGAAAUGUUCAUAUUUCUCAGGAAAAAAAAAAAGAUCAUUUCUAUAUUUAGAUUGAAUGUUUCUUUUUGAUGUGAGAAAGAAGCAGCGUUUGGGUUUGUUAGGUCUGACGCUUUUGCAGGAAAUGAGUGAAAUGUUUUCACUUGUGCUCAAACUGUGGAUAUAUUUGAUAUUUGAGCUGGAGUUUUUAAUACAAUUUCAAAAAGGGAAUAUCAAAGGGAAAAAUAACAGUGGCCACAACCAUGACCUCAUAAUUUGUGUCUGUAGUUUAAAUUAUGUGUUCAUGAAGUGUUUACUGAGGGUUUAUUUCAUUAUUUAUUAAACUGGAUAUGGCUUGAUCCUAA
Messenger RNA from Archocentrus centrarchus (flier cichlid), 2847 nucleotides. It is a transcript of the gene nt5dc3, whose product is annotated as 5'-nucleotidase domain containing 3. The transcript has 15 exons. Gene Ontology annotation, molecular function: 5'-nucleotidase activity. Bases 106 to 1860 code for a protein of 584 amino acids. NCBI's taxonomy places the organism in Eukaryota, Metazoa, Chordata, Actinopteri, Cichliformes, Cichlidae. The record is from RefSeq and is a predicted model, not a curated record.